UUUACACGUGUAGAACGCGUCUUCGCGCAACUCCGUGCGUUACAGAGCACGCACGCACCUCGUCAGCGUCAACAUAACUGCGCAAUCGUAUACGACCUUCCGCCGAACUUGGAACCACGCGCGUGUCUUGACAGCCGUGUAUUUGGCGGGAAGCGUGAUACUGUUCUCCUUUGGAAUUUACGUGGUAUCAGAGUCGAUUCAGUGGCUCCCCACCGUGUCAGCGGACAGCAUAUUGGUGCUUUCGGGCCGUGUGCAAUAACGUUUUCCGCAAAAUAUUCUUGUGUCGAACGAGAACCUUCAGUGAUAUGUUUAUGUGCUUCGUAUUACAUAGACAGGAUAAUUACAAACUCGAAGGAUCGAUAUACGUUCAGUUUUUAAUUUCAAGAAUAACGUGGUAACCUUCGCGGGAACACGUCGAAACACGCUCGUCGUCUCUUGGAGGCUCACGCGCAAGUGCGUGCGACGUUGCCGGCUUGUUCUUCCCGCGGGCUAUACCGACGAAUUUACGUGGAGGAGAGCGAAAAAAACUUGAGAUCAAGUUCAUACUCGAUCGUUGUUACCGAUUUCAAUCGCUUUGACUGUGAAUAUGUGCACCGAUCUCUAAGAAAAUAUGAGAUAGUUGUUGCUGUUUCCCUGCCUUGCCUCUCGCCCUCAUCGUGGUACGCAAUAGUGUGUUUACCGUGUUGCCAAACUUUCUAGUUUAUCACACACGCUUCGGCCCUUGGUGAUACGCUCUGUUCUAAAAUAUAACCUCCGAUUCGCGGAUGUGCGUUUCAGAAAAAUCCGCAUCAAAAAGUGUCGGGUGCAUCCGCGGGCGAGUCAACGAUCAGCGUAGUCGCGAGGCGACGCUGAGCACGGCCAUUAUUCGAAAUUCGGUGGGUCGCGCCACGACAACGUUGCCACGUCUUCGUGAGCCGCGAGUAUUUCAACGUUCUGUGAACGAUUCCUGGAAGAAGAAUCAUCUCCGUAAACGGGACGCGUGUAACGCGUCGAAAUCAAUGCGAAAAAGGUCGGUUUCCGACAUUGUGCUGUGCGCGUGUCGAAAUCGAUCGAGUGUGUAGACCGUGUGCCGAAUCGUGGUCCGAAAACAGACGCUGGAAAGGAGGAGGACGGACAGAGACGGAGGGUGGGAGUAAGAGAGAGAGAGAGAGAAAAAGUAGUGACUGCGUGAAGAGAAACGGAAGCUGUUUGUUCGUGAAAACGCUUGGAUAUUGGUAACUGCGACGGAGGACGGCGACGUUGCCGGUGUGAAAGACUAACGAAAUAUGAGCGCUCGAGUGUUGAAUCCGGUGAUGAUGACGGAAAUGAGCAGGAAUUUGGGUGGAGGACGAACGGUGCCGAGCAGAGCAGCCCUUGCCCGUGUUCGAAGGGACCUAUUCGGACCCGUCGAUCACGCCGCUGCUCGUGCAUUGGCGGAACGGGAGCUUCGCGCUCAGUCCAUACUCGAUGCCGAAAGAUGGGGAUUCGACUUUCACUUGGAGAUACCGAGAGCUAAUUCGAGGUACGAGUGGGAGCUCGUUACGCCGCAGGACGUGGUGCCUGAACCCUAUGCCCUACGAGGUAUGCCCUACUUAAGGAAACACGCGCCUAGUACGCCUCGAAAAGUACGGGACUCCUCGCCCACCACAAGAUUUCUCCGUAAGGAUCCUUCUUCACCGGUCACUCCCAAGAUUAUCCCGAAAUCGGAGAGGACGCCGCCACAGGAGCCCAGAGUGCCGCAGAUCGGCGACAUUACCGCCAACGAAUUGUUCGACUUCGACUCGGACAAGAAAAUGUACAUCGUCGAACCCACUACCCCCGUUUUAUCAACCCCCGCAUCGAGGAAACAGUCGUCCAUAACCGACUUUAUGAAGAGUCGUAAACGUAGCCUAAACGGUAGCGCGAAGAGCAUGAUAGAGCCGCCGGAGAAGAUGGCUCGCAACGCGGGUCAGAUACGCAGCUAAAAGCCUUCCAGCUUCCUCCUUCAGCCUCGCUGUCUUCUUCCAUCUGUUUGGAGCGCGAGUGGGAUCGGAAGCACGAAGCAUCACUGCCAGGAGGAACGGGAAAGGCAGAAGCUCUGGCAGGAGGCGCGAGGUCCGUUGGCUGUGCCAUUCACGUAGAUUUAUCCGCCAUGAAUGUAGGCGAAAACGGUGGGGUUUAAAAAAGGAACGAAGUAGUGCCGUUUUUUCAUUGCGUAUACUUUCGUAGCCAUGCCACGGAAAUUACAAAGUAGCAACAACCACCAUAAUUAAGG
Messenger RNA from Eufriesea mexicana, 2233 nucleotides. RefSeq names its product cyclin-dependent kinase inhibitor dacapo (gene dap). Lineage: Eukaryota; Metazoa; Arthropoda; Insecta; Hymenoptera; Apidae. Gene Ontology annotation, biological process: regulation of cell cycle. Gene Ontology annotation, cellular component: nucleus. The transcript has 2 exons. The record is from RefSeq and is a predicted model, not a curated record. Gene Ontology annotation, molecular function: cyclin-dependent protein serine/threonine kinase inhibitor activity. The coding region runs from base 1266 to 1943 and encodes 225 amino acids.